Molecule: messenger RNA, 1416 nt
Organism: Chelonia mydas (Green sea turtle)
Lineage: Eukaryota; Metazoa; Chordata; Testudines; Cheloniidae
Product: acidic mammalian chitinase
Exons: 11
Coding region: 1-1416 (471 amino acids)
Biological process (GO): carbohydrate metabolic process; chitin catabolic process
Cellular component (GO): extracellular region
Molecular function (GO): chitin binding; chitinase activity
Source: RefSeq, a predicted model, not a curated record
AUGGCCAAGCUGAUCCUCCUCACCAGUCUGGCACUUUUGCUGAAUGCUCAGCUGGGUUCUGCCUAUCUGCUGACAUGCUACUUCACCAACUGGGCCCAGUACAGACCAGGCCUUGGGCGCUUCAUGCCUGAUAACAUCGACCCAUGCCUCUGUACUCAUCUGAUCUAUGCCUUUGCGGGCAUGAAGAACAAUCAGAUCACUACCAUCGAAUGGAACGACCUGACUCUCUACAAAUCCUUCAAUGGUUUGAAAAACCAGAACGGACAGCUGAAGACCCUCUUGGCUAUCGGAGGAUGGAAUUUUGGAACAGCUCCAUUUGUUUCGAUGGUUUCCACUCCCGAGACUCGCCAGACCUUCAUCAGCUCCGUUAUCACAUUCCUGCGCCAGUAUGAAUUUGAUGGCCUAGACUUUGACUGGGAAUACCCUGGCUCCAGAGGCAGCCCAGCUCAGGAUAAGAGCCUCUUCACCGUCCUUGUUCAGGAAAUGCUAGAAGCCUUCGAGCAGGAAGCCAAGCAGGUUAACAAACCCAGGCUCCUGGUCACCGCUGCUGUGGCUGCAGGGCUCUCUAACAUUGAGUCAGGCUACCAGAUUCCUCAGCUCGGCCAGUAUCUGGACUACUUUCACGUGAUGACCUACGACUUCCAUGGCUCCUGGGAGGGAUACACUGGAGAGAACAGCCCCCUGUUUCAAGGCCCCACUGACACUGGCAGCAAUAUCUAUCUCAAUAUUGACGAUGCCAUGAAUUACUGGAAGAACAACGGUGCCCCAGCUGAGAAGCUUAUUGUUGGAUUCCCAACCUAUGGACACACCUUCAUCCUGAGCAAUCCAUCCAACACUGCUGUCGGCGCUCCAACCUCAGGACCGGGGCCUGCUGGACCUUACACAAAACAGUCUGGGUUCUGGGCUUACUAUGAGAUCUGCACCUUCCUGAAGAAUGGAGCCACUCAAGUGUGGGAUACCCCUCAAAAUGUCCCCUACGCAUACCAAAGCACUGAGUGGGUGGGAUACGACAACAUCAAGAGCUUCAACAUCAAGGCACAGUGGUUAAUGAAGAACAACUUUGGCGGUGCUAUGGUAUGGACAAUUGACCUGGAUGACUUCACUGGCACGUUCUGCAACCAGGGCAAAUUCCCCUUGAUCAGCACCCUGAAGAACGCUCUUGGACUGCAGAGCACAAGCUGCACCGCUCCUGCUCAGCCCAUUUCUCCAAUCACAGCGGCUCCCAGUAGCGGAGGAAGUGGAAGUGGAAGCUCUGGUAGUGGCCGUGGGUUCUGUGCUGGCAAAGCCAAUGGCCUCUACCCUGUUGCCAACAACAGGAAUGCUUUCUGGCACUGUCUGAAUGGCAUCACUUAUGAGCAGCAUUGCCAAACUGGCCUGGUCUUUGAUACGAGCUGCAGCUGCUGCAAUUGGGCAUAA